Armigeres subalbatus is the source of this 539-nucleotide messenger RNA. RefSeq lists its product as uncharacterized. The coding region runs from base 148 to 516 and encodes 122 amino acids. Lineage: Eukaryota; Metazoa; Arthropoda; Insecta; Diptera; Culicidae. The record is from RefSeq and is a predicted model, not a curated record. The transcript is spliced from 3 exons.
UACGUAAUUCCUAAUCUACAUUAUCUCUUAUUCUGAUUCUAUUUCAGGUUUUGGCGGUCUUCGCAGUAUUAACGGUUUCUCUGGCGCACGCCGGAGGAUACGGAUCCGGAGGUCAAGGUAGUUCUGGUAAAAAUACUUACACAAAACAUGGUGAAGGAGGAGGUCACGGAGGUGGCUUUAAUCAAGGAGGCGGUGGUGGCUUCGGACCAGGAGGAGGCGGUGGACACGGAGGUGGCUUCGAUCAAGGAGGUGGCUUCGGACAAGGAGGCCACGGACAGCAAGGAUUUGGCGGAGGCGGCAGCCAAGGAGGUGGCUUCGGAGGUGGUCAGGGAGGUGGUCAUGGAGGUGGCUUCGGAAGUGGCGGUCAUGGACAGCAAGGAUUCGGUGGAGGCGGCAGCCAUGGUCAAGGUGGAUUCGGCGGUGGUCAAGGGGGUGGUUUCGGACAAGGAGGCCAUGGAGGCGGUGGACAUGGUCAACAUGGAUACAAGAAGCAUGGAUAUUAAGUAUGGAAAAUAAAAACAGCGUUUGAUUUUUGAAAA